CAGAGCAUCCUUCUCGUAUACACGUAGAUCUCACAACGAAUCUGCAGCAUGUCCAAUAUUCCCCCGUCAAUGGCGGCCCAGCCCACGGCCGAGGUCGUCCCUAUCACCACCAUGCUAUUCAACACGUUGGUCAAGGACAAGGCGUUCUUGUUCAACGCCGUUAUCGCAGGCCUGCUCAUCGGUUACUACCUGAUCUUUGGAAGCCCGAUGGAUGAGCCCAAGGUCAAGGGGAAGAAGGGUGAUCCGAGAGUCGUCCUCGUCGGGCCUUCAGAUGCUGGCAAGACUACCAUCUUUACCAAGCUCGUCUACAACGAAUCCCCUCAUACGCACACUUCCCUCAAACCAAGCACGUCCGUCCUUCGUCUACCGGACAGUGACAAGACCGUCAAGCUCUCCGACUUGCCCGGACAUCCCCGAUUGAAGGAGUCGGUACAGGCGCUGGCAGGGCAGGCUACGGCGGCGGUGUUCGUUUGCGACGUUUCGACUUUGAUCAAGAACGGAGCUUCGGUAGCCGAGGAACUUCCUGCUGUCCUCACCCGACUCGCCGCAUCCUCCCUCUCUUCCUCGUCGGCUCCUAUCCCCCGACUCCUGAUCCUCGCUCACAAAUCCGACCUCCUCUCCCGUUCUUCUACCAACGAGAAAUCCAGCACCUCGACUCUUGAUGAGAAGACCAAGACCACCGCUAUCGAACGUACCAAGCUCAUCCUGACGAGGGAGAUGGACCGUCUCAAAUCCGCCCGUGGGACCACUUCGGGGCGGAUCGAAGGGAUCUCUCAGGUACCCCUCGCUUCCACCCCGUCCUCCUUCUUCGGUAUCAGACUGAACCUCAACCCGUUCUCGAGACGAGGUGCUGCGGGAUCGAGCAAGCCUACGGUGGUCAGCGAAGAAGGGAUGGACGAGGCGGAGAUGAUGGUCUGGGGUCAGACGGGACGGUUCAGCUGGGACGAGGUCGAGGGGGUCGACGUGCAGUGGGCGGCGAGCGGGAUGACGAGUGCGGCGGCGAGCGCUGGGAAUGAUGGACUGGAGGAUGUACGGAGGUGGUUGGCCGAUCUAUAAGCGAUAUCGAUUGUGUCUACGUAAUUUGGAAACAAAAGAGGAUACACGUAUCGGAACUAUACUGAUACCACAGAACUAUGUUGAAUCAAAGGGCGUCCCGGUCGGCUCGCUUCUUAGCGAUUUGCAUCUUCAGAUCGGCGAGGAUCCCUUCGAGGGCCUCUUUCUGACUUUCGAGAAAGGCGAUGUCAUCAUCCAACAUUUGAACCACCAUCUGCCUGUCGAUGGUGGGCUUCGAGGGUUCGAGCAAUUUCUCGAUGAUGGGGAGUACGGGGGCAAGCUUCCUCGACGUGCUCGCCAGUCCAGCGGAUGGUCCAGCGCUCGCCAGUCCAACGGAUGGUCCAGCGUUCGCCAACGACGACGGUCCAGCGGUCGCCAACGACGACGGUCCAGCGGUUGCCAACGACGACGGUCCAGCGGUCGA
This is a messenger RNA of Filobasidium floriforme, 1477 nucleotides long. RefSeq names its product signal recognition particle receptor beta subunit-domain-containing protein. The coding region runs from base 49 to 1056 and encodes 335 amino acids. NCBI's taxonomy places the organism in Eukaryota, Fungi, Basidiomycota, Tremellomycetes, Filobasidiales, Filobasidiaceae. The transcript has 4 exons. The record is from RefSeq and is a predicted model, not a curated record.